Micromonas commoda is the source of this 1716-nucleotide messenger RNA. RefSeq names its product glycoside hydrolase family 47 protein. Gene Ontology annotation, biological process: mannose trimming involved in glycoprotein ERAD pathway; carbohydrate metabolic process; endoplasmic reticulum mannose trimming. The coding region runs from base 1 to 1716 and encodes 571 amino acids. The record is from RefSeq and is a predicted model, not a curated record. The transcript has 4 exons. Lineage: Eukaryota; Viridiplantae; Chlorophyta; Mamiellophyceae; Mamiellales; Mamiellaceae. Gene Ontology annotation, molecular function: mannosyl-oligosaccharide 1,2-alpha-mannosidase activity; calcium ion binding. Gene Ontology annotation, cellular component: endoplasmic reticulum; membrane.
AUGAGGGCGAUCGUCAUACCCGCGGUGGACGCCAAGAUGACGGUGCCGUCGUGGAAGGAUGACCAAACCGCUCGAGCUCGCGCGGCCGCGGACGUUCGCGCCAUGUUCCACCACGCGUACGACAACUACAUGACCCACGCUUUUCCACACGACGAGCUCAAACCCCUGAGCCGCACGUGGACCGAUUCCCUCGGCGAGCUUGGCAACCUCGACAUGAAGCACCUGCCGGAGGACUACGAGGGCGUGGCGCUGACGCUCAUCGACGCCACCUCGACGCUCGCCGUGUUGGGCAACAGGACCGAGUUUGCGCGCAACGUGCGAUGGAUGGAGCGUAACCUGGACUUCGACAUCGAUGUAAGGGUCAACGCGUUCGAGUGUAACAUACGAGUCCUCGCGGGACUGCUCUCGGCGCACGUCAUCGCGCUCGGCGACGGGGGGCGAGCCGGGGAGGGCGCCGCGAGGAAACGGCCAUCGUGGUUCGGCAAGGGCAGGGGAUCGGGACCUUCGGCGCCUUCGUUCGACGCGCUGGAUCUGGGUGAGCGGCUGCUCAAGGCUUUUGACACGAAAACCGGGAUGCCGUACGCGUGGGUCAACCUCAGGCACGGCGUGCGACCCGGAGAGACCAACGAGACGAACGUGGCGGCGGUUGGUUCUUUCAUACUCGAGUUUGGGUUGCUGUCGAGGUUGACCGGCGACGGUCGGUUCGAGCGCGCGGCGCGAGGGGCGAUACGUUCGAUGUGGUCUAUCCGCGGCGACAGGGAUCUGCUCGGAAAUACGCUGGACGUGCAGCGCGGGACGUGGGUGGUUCGCAGCGGCGGGAUCGGCGCGGGAUGCGACUCGUUCUUCGAGUACCUCAUCAAGGCGUACGUCAUGUUCGGGGACGACGAGUACUAUCGGAUGUUUUCGGACGCGUACGUGGCGGUCAUGAGAUACUACCACGACGACGGUUGGUACCACGAGGCGCACCUGAACACGGGAGUGGCGACGCACGUGCAGGCCACCAGCCUUCAGGCGUUCUGGCCGGGAAUGCAGACCCUCAUCGGGGACUUGGAGGCUGCUCGGGCGACGCACGCUAGAUUCGGAUCAGUUUGGGACAAAUACGGCGUGUUUCCCGAGCGGUUCAUGUACCGCGAGCAGCACCUGCAUCCCACGGAGAAGCACUAUCCGCUCAGGCCGGAACACGCCGAGUCGACUGCGAUGCUGUACAUGGCCACCAGGGACGACUCAUUCAGAACGGUGGGCGCUAGGCUCCACGCGGACAUCACGCGACAUACCAGGGUUCCAGGCGGUCACGCAUCCGUGCGUGACGUGUCCACCAAGGCUUUAGAGGACCAUCAGCACAGCUUCUUCCUGGCGGAGACGUGCAAGUACCUGUACCUGCUGUUCGACGACUCGUUCAUGGAUGGGAGAAACUUGGUGUUCUCCACCGAGGGACAUCCCUUGCCGGUGCUUGCGUGGCAGAACCAGGAGGAUAAGGAAGAUUCCGGUGAUGCGUCGAAGAGUUCGUGGGUGAGUGACGGCAAGAGCAGGUACAACGGUGGCGGUGAGGUGUUUGACGCGGAAGAGGAAGACGUCAUCGGCAAGGACAGCGACUGCCACGUCCUGGACCUGAAGGAGUCCCACCGCUGCGUCGACGACGGCGACUGCGGCGUGGACGCUCAGACGUGUUCGCCUCGGAAGUGCUCCGAGCACAAAUUCUGCUUUACAGCACCUUAG